Brassica rapa (field mustard) is the source of this 3130-nucleotide messenger RNA. Its product is annotated as protein phosphatase 1 regulatory inhibitor subunit PPP1R7 homolog. The record is from RefSeq and is a predicted model, not a curated record. Gene Ontology annotation, cellular component: cytoplasm. NCBI's taxonomy places the organism in Eukaryota, Viridiplantae, Streptophyta, Magnoliopsida, Brassicales, Brassicaceae.
AUGGUAUUCUAUGAUUGACGAUCGGCCAACCCAAAGUCAGAAGAUAUUCUAAAUUCAAAUUAGACAAUAUUGUACGUUUUUGGACUAAUCCAUUAUGUAUCAAUAAGUGUGUUCUUGUUCUUCCAAGGGCCGACUAAAUUUGCCGAUGUAACAUAUCAAAAAAACUUAAUUAGUAUGAAAUAUUUUGGAAAUGAGCUUAAAAUAGACGUUAUCGUACUAAUUGGUUGAACUAAAAAUGUAAGCAAGUUUCAAAAGCCCAACAGUUGGUAUCAAAACCAAGUUAACAAAAAUCUGUAAAAACAAAACCAAAAUAUUUAUUUCCUAAAUCUUACAGAAACAUAGACAACAAAGGUUUGAAGCCUCUUCGACCAUCAUCAUAUGUUAGUUUAGGAUGCAACUAUACAUUAAAACAACAUUGUUAUAUUUUUGACAUUGUUCGAGGAUGACGAUCAUCGAUGGAAAAGAAAAGUAUAUAGCAAAGACCAGUCAAAAAGAUCUUAGAGUUCGAUUGUGAAAAAAAUGUCUUCAAGCAGUGGCGGAACUACACCUAGGGUAGGAGGGGCAGCUGCCCCCCAUGAAUAUUUCAAAUCAAUGUAUUUUUGUAUUGAUUUUUUGUCAUGUCCCGGUUGAUAAUUCAAAUUUAUAGAAGUAUUAAACUGUAUUUUAAUUUUGCCCCAGAUAACAAAUAUUUCUAGAUCGGCCAGUGUCCUUAAGGUAUCUUGGCAAGUAAAGGUGCUAAAGACUGGUCAAAGUCUUUUCAUAACGAGUAAGGAUGAUACAAAGAUUAAGUGGAUAAUUGCUAAUGGUGCUGUGGGGAUUAGGUGGUGAUGUCUUAAUUUUGCUGCAAAGAUUAGGUGAAUAAAUCUUAAUGGUGUAUAAAAGAUAAGAAUCCUUUUGGUGAUUACAACAAUACAAAAUGUAUGCCUAGCUACACUGGAAGUUGAAUGCUAAGGAUUUAUGUGGUACUUGAUCUGAGAGAAAUAUUGUUAUGAAUACAAUCAAAGUUUUAUAUUGGAAAUUUAGGUAAAUAAUAUCUGAUAUAUAAAAAUGUCUAAGUUUGAUUAGUAUGAUGUACUUUGAGAAAAUCCUAAAAUCAAAUAUAUACGGACUUUGCUGAUCGAGUCCCAAGUGAAUAAUAUAAUAGUAAUAACUGGUUGAGUAGAGGUGGACAUGAACUCAAAAAAUUUUUUUUGAGCAAAGAACUCGAAAAUAAGGUGCUUGUGUAUAUGUUAGGAAAAUUAGGGCACAUGUACAUAAUAAAAAAAAAAUAAAGUGUAUCUAUCCUAUACUAAAAGGUGAAUAUGGAGUGUUUCUAACCUGUCCACGUAGGAUAAUAUAUUAGACCAAUCAAAACAUUCCAAUAAUACACGCUGGCAAAUAAAAAAAAAAAAACUUCGACGCAAGAUGUAUAUCACGAGGCUCUCGCUUCGUGCUCUUCUUCUUCACCUUCCUUCACCAUCGUUUCAGUUCUCCCGAUCCAGAACCCCCACAAUCAAUACUCCACUACAUCUCGAUUCAAUUGAGUUACCUCCGACGCUAACUGACCUGGAUCUCACGGUGAACCGUUUAUCGGAACUGGACUCGAGGAUCGCUCACCUCUCUAUGCUCAAGAAGCUUUCUCUUCGCCAAAACCUAAUCGAAGACUCCGCCGUCGAGCCUCUCUCUCGCUGGGACGCGUUGUCCGAUCUCGAGGAGCUGAUUCUCAGAGAUAACAAGCUAGCAGAAGUACCAGAUAUAAGCAUAUUCUCAAGGCUUUUGGUCUUUGACGUAUCUUUCAAUGAAAUCACUUCGUUGGAAGGAUUAUCAAAGGCCUCUAGCACGUUGAAGGAGCUCUAUGUGUCUAAGAAUGAAGUUUACAAGAUUAUGGAAAUUGAAUACUUGCACGACUUGCAGAUUCUUGAGCUAGGGUCCAAUAGAUUGCGGGUGAUGGUGAAUAUGGAGAGCUUGACAAAGUUAGAAGAGCUGUGGCUGGGAAGAAACCGUAUCAAAGUUGUGAACUUGUGUGGGCUCAGAUGUAUUAAAAAGAUUAGCUUGCAGAGCAAUCAAUUGACCUCUAUGAAAGGAUCUGAGGUGUGUGUUGUUUUACUCUUACCAUCAUUUUACUAAAUCUGAUGCAUUGAAAAAAAUAUAUGGACAGGACUGUGUUGCUCUUGCAGAGUUGUAUCUGAGCCAUAAUGGUAUCUCAAAAAUGGAAGGCUUGAGUGCGUUGGUUAACCUACGGGUAUUAGACGUGUCGAACAACAAGCUCACAUCAGUUGAUGACAUUCAGAGCCUCACAAAGUAUUUCACUUUUCCUUUUCUUCAGGACUGACUUUUUUAUUUUGGUGAUUUUUUGUUUGUUUAUGUUCUGACUUUUCCUUUACCUGUAGGCUGGAAGAUUUAUGGCUUAAUGACAACCAGAUAGAAAUACUUGAAGCUAUCACAGAAGCUGUUGAAGGCUCUAAAGCUAACAGCUUUCCUGGAUUCUCCAUGUAGUUAGUCAUUAAAACCCUUUUAUUAACUUAUUUUUUUCUAACAAUAUAAUAUGACUUCUGACAAUUUGACUAAUCACUGUAUAGAAAAUGGAUGCUAAUGUAACUGCAAACUGUGUUCAUCCUGGAAUCGUGAGAACGCGUCUCACAAGAGACCGAGACGGCCUCAUCACUGAUUUUGUCUUUUUCUUGACCUCUAAGCUUUUGAAGUCCGUUCCUCAGGUAUCUAAGUCAAAUCAAUAUUUGAUCGAUUUUCAUUUAUAAAUCAUAUAUUUAGAAUUAUCCAAACUAACGUACGACAUCAUAAAAAUAACUUACUGAUCCCUAUUAAUUAUUUAUAGGCAGCAGCAACGACAUGCUGCCUAGCAACGAGUCCGAGAUUGAGGAACGUGUGCGGCAAAUACUUUUCAGACUGUAAUGAAGCUCGGACUUCUAAUCCGGAUCGUGCAAUCUUAAAGCUCAGAGACUGUGGACUGCUUCUGAGUUGUUGGUCACUCCAGCUUCCACUCCCGAUGUUUAUCAAACCUUUAACUACUUUUUAACCAACGAUGCUAUGUAUGUGUAAAGCCUUUCCAAGCUUCUUGGUUGUGAAAUGUUUUAGAUCAUUUGGAGGAGUAAUAAAGUUUAUAUGUUAUCACUAAUCACAUAUAUAGAUUGAA